Molecule: messenger RNA, 2137 nt
Organism: Pteropus alecto (black flying fox)
Lineage: Eukaryota; Metazoa; Chordata; Mammalia; Chiroptera; Pteropodidae
Gene: NT5C3B
Product: 5'-nucleotidase, cytosolic IIIB
Exons: 8
Coding region: 44-1165 (373 amino acids)
Cellular component (GO): cytoplasm
Molecular function (GO): magnesium ion binding; 5'-nucleotidase activity
Source: RefSeq, a predicted model, not a curated record
CACCCAGCUGCGAGCACGAUGGCGGAAGAGGUGAGGUGGGUGGAUGCUUCUGGAGUGCCGCGGGCCCCGACCCCCCGGGCGUUCCGAGGCCGCCAGCGGGCCGUCUCGGCCCGGCUGCACCACCCCGGGCAGUAGGCGCACCUGGCCUGGCCGGAGCCCCUGCUCCGCCCCUCGCACCCUUGCCCGGCCUCGCAGCGUUGCCCGAGCGAACCCCGGUCUCCCCUUGGGCCCAGCGCGGUGCCGGGGUCAGUCGUUCUCUCGGGUUUCGGGACAGGUGAGCAUCCUGAUGAAGGCCACGGUCCUGAUGCGGCAGCCCGGGCGGGUGCAGGAGAUCGUGGGCGCCCUUCGCAGGGGCGGGGGAGACCGCUUACAGGUCAUUUCUGAUUUUGACAUGACCUUGAGCAGGUUUGCUUAUAACGGAAAGCGAUGCCCUUCUUCCCACAAUAUUCUGGAUAAUAGCAAGAUCAUCAGUGAGGAGUGCCGGAAAGAGCUGAAAGCGCUCCUUCACCACUAUUACCCAAUUGAGAUUGACCCACACUGGACCAUCAAAGAGAAGUUACCUCAUAUGGUAGAAUGGUGGACCAAAGCGCACAGUCUCUUGUGUCAGCAGAAAAUUCAGAAGUUUCAGAUAGCCCAGGUGGUUAGAGAGUCUAACGCAAUGCUUAGGGAAGGGUACAAGAUGUUUUUCAACACCCUCUACCAAAACAGCAUUCCGCUUUUCAUCUUUUCUGCGGGCAUUGGCGAUAUCCUGGAAGAAAUUAUCCGGCAGAAGCAGGUGUUCCACCCCAACAUCCACGUUGUGUCUAACUACAUGGAUUUUGACAAAGAUGGUUUCCUACAGGGGUUCAAGGGCCAGCUGAUACACACAUACAACAAGAACAGUACUGUGUGCGAGAACUCCGGUUACUUCCAGCAGCUUCAGGGCAAAACCAACAUCCUCCUGCUGGGAGACUCCAUGGGGGACCUCACGAUGGCUGAUGGAGUUCUAGGCGUGGAGAACAUUCUCAAGAUUGGCUUCCUAAAUGACAAGGUGGAGGAGCAGCGGGAGCGCUACAUGGAGUCCUAUGACAUUGUGCUGGAGAAGGAUGAGUCGCUGGAUGUGGUCAACGGGCUGCUGCAGCACAUCUUGCACCAGGGAGACUGGGUGGAGAUGCGUGUCCCCUGAGCGUGCAUGUGCAGGGCCAGUCCCUGCAGGCUGUGACAAGGAGGGGAGCCUCGCUGGGCGGCUGCUCUGCUGGGAGCCUUCUCUUCCUGGUGUGUACAGAGGAAAGUCCAGGGCAUCCACAAGCUGCUGGGUCCUUGCCCCUCCCCCCUCCUUUCCCCGGCGCCUUCUGUUUGUGUUCUCCAAGGCCUGAGGGAGACCCUGCCAGCGGGGAGGCAGCAAAAGCCAUUCCAAAUGAACUGUGGACCUGUAGGGUAUUCGUACUCCAGGAAUCAUUUGGUCCAGGAUUCUUUUUUUUUCCCCCCAAAAAAAUUUUAAACAUGGGAAACUCUUCAAACAAGCUGAAUGUAUAAAACAGAUCGAAAUAAAAAAAAGGAAAAACCAGAGCUGUUUUGAUUUGGGAGUUGGGGGGCAGAGCCUGUACUCUUUGGUCCUGGAGGUGCAGGAACCUCCAAGAAGCCACUAGGGCUCCAUGGAACAGUUUGAAAACCACCGAAUUAGACCAGAAGACCCCCUGAGCACAGUCUAAAAUGUCUGUGGGGAUCGAGGUGGGCAGGCAAGGUUGGAAGGGUAUGUUCCUGACCUUGAGUGGUUUGGCUUUAUUCUGAUGCAGCUGUUAAAGUUGAAUUUCAGCUGGAUCUGGCCAGCCCUUCCUGCAGAACCCCCUUUAGGAGUCCCCAAAGGCUUCCAUCUGGGCGUAGAUUUUCCUUGGGUGCCCUUGGCUCCUGUCCAUCCUUCUCCUCAUGAGUUCAGGGCCACCAGAAUGAAUGACCUAAGCGGGAUGGAUGACGGUGACCUGAAGGGAGAAGGCACUCUGCGGCAAAGUGAAGUAGAAGUGGUUCAUGCUCUGUUGUCUUGCAUAAUUGGACUUUUCUUCACAGAUCCUUUCCCUUCUCUCCCCGCUAUUUACUUGGAUGGUCAAGAACUAGCUGAAUUCUCUUUAGGGUACCUUUUGAAAUAAAAAUGUAGACCAGU